This is a messenger RNA of Notechis scutatus (mainland tiger snake), 1699 nucleotides long. The record is from RefSeq and is a predicted model, not a curated record. Lineage: Eukaryota; Metazoa; Chordata; Lepidosauria; Squamata; Elapidae.
GGCGGCGAUGGCGUUCAGGUCCGGAGGCAGGUUGGGCGCGCGGGCCGGCAGGCUGUGUCUCCCCUUUCGGGGCCCGGAGCAGCUUUGCAGGCCGGAGGAGCAGGCCGAGGGCGGCUGGGCGCAUGCGCGAUACCCCGGCCCGCCUGCAGGUGGCGCUGCGCAGGGCGGGAGCGGCGGCGGCGGCGGCGUGGGGGUCCCUCGGGUGCUCCCCCUGCGGCCCGGCGGUUGGCAGGGCCGUACCGGAAGCUCUGGGUCCGCCCACGGCCGGAAGGCGGAAGCGUCGGAGGCCGGGUCUCCCGGGCAACAGCGUCAAGGCGGCGAGGGUGGCUCCGGCCCGAGGGGGCCCAUGGGGAACCGGAGGGGCGGCCUGCCGGACAGGUGGACUGAUUACCUGCCUCUUGGAAAAAGAAUGUCCGGGACCCGCUUUAUUGCCUUCAAAGUUCCCCUGAAGGAGAGUUUUGAAUGGAGGCUUGCCCCAGAUGAGCGUUUUUCUCCCUUAGACCUUAUCACUCAAAUCAAAGAGCAAAAAGAAGAGCUUGGUUUGAUCAUUGAUUUAACAUAUACAACACGCUAUUAUGAGCCAAUGGAGCUACCAGAUACACUGCAAUAUUGUAAGAUUUUAACAAUUGGACAUAAAGUACCUAAUCACGCUAUAGUUUCUAAAUUCAACGGUGCUGUGAAAAAAUUCCUCAAAGAGAACCAGCAUAAUGACAAACUUAUAGGAGUCCACUGCACACAUGGUUUGAAUCGAACAGGUUACCUUGUUUGCAGAUACCUUAUUGAUGUUGAAGGAAUGGAUCCAAACAGGGCAAUAGAAUUAUUCAACAGAUGUAGGGGACAUCCUAUAGAGAGGAAGAACUAUAUUUCUGCUCUCCGGAAAACAUCUAGAACAAGGAACCAUCAUCAUAUGGAUGGUUCACAACGGAAUUGGAUGAAAGGGCCUGUGAGUUACGCCCAAAGCCCUGAUUAUGAAGAUGCUGACUAUGGACCACAGAACUGGAAACACGCACCAAGGAACCAUCAUCAUAUGGAUGGUUCACAACGGAAUUGGAUGAAAGGGCCUGUGAGUUACGCCCAAAGCCCUGAUUAUGAAGAUGCUGACUAUGGACCACAGAACUGGAAACACGCACCAAGGAAUUUUCCACUUAGGAAAGGUGGACGAAGCCAAAAAAGGAAGCAUCCCCAAAUCUGGAACCAGAAUCUCAUCACCUGUUACAGCGAAGGGAACCAAGCGUGCAGUCCACAACGACCCCCUUCAGCCGACAUGAGGCAUCAGAGAUCAGGUCACGAUGUCAGGCCCAGCAAUAGGCUGUUCUUCUCCCAGGAACAGUUUCAAGGAUAUCAAAGACCCUCUUUUCAAGAACUAAAUCCUCAUGGCUCGCUGCGACAACAUAGAAAUCAAAUAGACAAGCAAUACUGUUGGAUCCCUUAAUCAUGAAAAAAGUAUUUGGCAAGAAAAGAUAAUCUGUGGAAUUGAUGCUUACAGUAAAUUACACCGUUGCUGUUUAAGAAUGCUUUCUAGUUGCAUCCAAUUCUACAGUUGCCACCGCAUCAUUUAGUUGCCUUUUUGGAAGAAGAAAAGAAGGGAACUGGACACCUGAUAAACACAUUUCCAACAGAAGGAUUCUGUUAAGGAAAGGGUAUUCAAUGAAUUCACCCAAAAUGUUUCCUUCUUGGAUGACUUGAGAACAGAACUUUU